Messenger RNA from Patiria miniata (bat star), 1625 nucleotides. Its product is annotated as neuromedin-U receptor 2-like. The record is from RefSeq and is a predicted model, not a curated record. Bases 286 to 1431 code for a protein of 381 amino acids. Gene Ontology annotation, cellular component: membrane. NCBI's taxonomy places the organism in Eukaryota, Metazoa, Echinodermata, Asteroidea, Valvatida, Asterinidae. Gene Ontology annotation, molecular function: G protein-coupled receptor activity. The transcript has 3 exons. Gene Ontology annotation, biological process: G protein-coupled receptor signaling pathway.
UUGGCCAGUGGAGGAUGAAGACGACCAGUCGUUUCAAAAGACCGGUGGUGGAAAGACUACUGCGACACGAGCUUGCUCUUUUUUGAGCUUGUGGGCUUCUGUAGGAGAUCAAGUUCUGUUGAAUCUGUCAACUGCAAAGUUAUCAAUUCCCGACAAAUUGAGCAUACUUCUAAUGGUUGGAGUGAGUGGUUCGACCCGAAAGAAAUGGACUACAGCAGAUUAUGAGCACAUCCACGAAUCGACUGGCUUAGUAGUGAGUUAGAUCAAGAUGUGAACAAUUAUGAGAUGGCGUUCAUGUGCAUGUACCUGUUACUGAUAUCAUCUUUAUGUCUGACGACAUCCGACGACACAGCUGAUGACGUCUUCGAAGUCAACACGACAACACACUCGUCCAAUCUCAGCGGCGUGAUUGGUCCAGACCAAGAUGACGUCAUCGAGGUCGCCGUGUUCGCCACCAGCAUGGUAAUAGCCGGGCUGGGCCUGCUUGGCAACGGUCUGGUCAUCGGAAUCUUCUUCCUCAACUGGAGCCUAACUCGCACCCUGACCAGCCUGUACAUCUUCCACCAGUCUGUCAUCGAUUUCAUCAGCUCGGUGAUGUUUGCCGCCCUGCAGCUGGACCGGGGGAAACCCCUCCUCGCUGUAGGAGGCUGGGUGGGCGCGGUCUCCUGCAAGGUGUGGUACUCCAAGGCCCUCUUCUGGUCCCUCUUGCACACCUCCACCAUCAACUUGGUUCUGGUGACCCUGGAGCGCUACAUCUCGGUCCUGCACCCGAUCUGCCGCCGUAGCCACUUCACCCGACGCAAAGCCAAGUUGACCAUGCUCCUGGCCUGGUUGGUCGGUCUCUGCUACCAGUCCUAUUGGCUGGUGGUCUCGCAUACCGACCACGGCCGUUGCUACCAGGAGUUCCCCAGCGAUGCCAUCCAAAACCUCUUCGGUGGGUUGACGAUCCUCGUGGAGUACCUGGCUCCCUUAGCCAUCAUGUCCUUUGCUUAUGUCCGCAUCAUCUCUCGGCUGAAGAAGCUCUCCAAGUAUGGAGACCGGUCGGCCAGAUCGUCGCUGUCUCCACGGAAACGAGCUCCCUCAUCCAACAGUGUAGCAGUCGGGCGAGAACGUCGCCGCUCCGGCCCCACCCAACUCAUGCUCAUCAAGGCCCGUCGCAAUGUCACCAAGACCCUGUGCCUGGUCUUCGCCACCUACGUCAUCUGCUGGACGCCCGUGGAGAUCGAGUACAUCAUCUACAGCGCCGGGUUCCUGCACAGCCGGAGCAUCCCGGAGCUGCGCGCUACCAAGGUCCUGGUCAUGUGCAACAUGUGUAUCAACCCGUUCAUCUACGCGGCCAAGUACCGGGAGUUUCAAGAGGCGGUCCACCGCACGUGGAACCGACUGCGCUGCCGUGAGUUCUCCACCGCCCCAUUCCCACCGUCCCCGUAGGUGUGAAGUGACUGAUCGGAACGUCGUGCUAAAAACCAAUACUUGUCUAGACAAAACCUAUUUAUAAAGCUUGUCCCAGGCGUACACCAUUCUAUUAAAUUGAUCUUGAAUGACCGAAAAAGUUCGUAAACCAGUAGAGUAACUUGACGGAAAUCGCGUAUAACCAUGCAGUCUUAUUAAGGCCAAAAAAAAAA